This is a messenger RNA of Triplophysa dalaica, 2761 nucleotides long. It is a transcript of the gene cmtr2, whose product is annotated as cap methyltransferase 2. The transcript is spliced from 2 exons. Gene Ontology annotation, cellular component: nucleus; cytoplasm. Gene Ontology annotation, biological process: 7-methylguanosine mRNA capping. The record is from RefSeq and is a predicted model, not a curated record. Bases 187 to 2397 code for a protein of 736 amino acids. Gene Ontology annotation, molecular function: methyltransferase cap1 activity. Lineage: Eukaryota; Metazoa; Chordata; Actinopteri; Cypriniformes; Nemacheilidae.
AUGGACAUUAAUUGGCCUUCGCAUUAAUCUCAAUAGAGUUUCUUCUGCUGAAAGUCACACCUACUCUUGUCACAACACAACACAACAGAAGUCGCAGCAGUACACUCAGCGGUGCUAUGCAUGCGGGACCGAGAAAGUUUUCUGAGAUUGUUUUGUUAUUUAUGUCGCUCAACAUAGGAUUGCAGGAUGAACAGGGGCCGGGGAGUGAGAAAAAGAACUGCACCAGAAAAUGCCCCUGAAACCUUUGAUGAGGGGAUACUUGCAGAGGUGCAGGAGCUCUUCAGCAAGGUCAAAGCAUAUGUUCCUCCUGCUGGAGGAGAAUGGACCUUGCCUGACCCGAGUGUGGUGCUCUGUGAGUCUAAUGUGAGUCACCCACGUUUGCAGGUCCUAAAACAAUCACUCAAUGAAGUGAAGAAUCUACUCAGCGAUAAGGACCUCUCGAUAUGGCACCAGCACACUUGUUCCACCAACCGAGCAGGCACCGUUACAGCCCAUCUUCGAUCCACUGCCAAUGCAGAGCUAUGCACCCAGGCUUGGGCCAAGUUCUAUGAGAUCCUGGGCUCCUUUCAGCUUUUACAUGAAAAUGCAUUAAAAAGUUGUGAGUUGAACUCCAUACAUCUAUGUGAAGCCCCUGGUGCCUUCAUAUCUGCUCUAAAUCACUUCCUGAAGGCGAAUCGCCUGCACUGUGAUUGGAACUGGAUUGCCAAUACACUAAAUCCAUACUACGAAGCAAAUGGCCGUGGUUGCACCAUUACUGAUGACAGACUUAUCACGCACACCCUCCCUUGGUGGUUCUUUGGUUCUGACAACACCGGGGACAUUUUGCUCCAGAAGCAUCUGCUGGAACUGAAGAGUUUUGUUAGUAACAUGUCUACUGUACAUUUGGUUACGGCAGAUGGAAGCUUUGACUGUCAGGGGGACCCUGGGGAGCAGGAGAGCUUAGUUGCCCCGCUACAGUAUUGCGAAGCUGUGUGUGCUCUGCUGCUGUUAGGGAUUGGAGGCUCGUUUGUUCUAAAGAUGUUCACGUUGUUCGAACACUCAUCCAUCUGUCUGCUUUAUCUGCUGGCUUGCUGCUUCCGUUCAGUCAACGUCUUCAAGCCGGGGACCAGCAAAUCUGGAAAUUCAGAACUUUAUAUAGUGUGUUUGGACUAUCAGCCCAAAGAGUCAGUACGACCGUUGCUCUCAAAGUUAAUCCGUAAUUACGGGCCAAAUUUGGCAUCCACAACAGCCCUCUUUCCCCACCACUGCAUUCCAAAAUCAUUUCUUAGUCAACAUGAAGAGAUAUGCAAUUAUUUCCACGCAUUGCAGGUUGGUACAAUUCAGGAGAACCUCUGGCUUUUUUCACACAUGAGUGUAGAACAGCGCAGGCAUUUGGACCAGCUCAGGGAAUGUACUGCAGAUUUUUAUUCAAAACGUUUUAACAUUCAGUACCUCCCACGGAAAAGCUGGGUUUGCCGUGGCGGUGUGGCCAGAUGGGUAAAGCCCAGCGAGAGGAAGCAAAUGGGCUCUUUCAAUCAGCGCAAAGAGAUGCAGCUUCAGGGAUGGAAGCAGCGUCUUGCUCAAGGAAAUCAUGGGGGAUUCAUUGAAGGGCACCACGUGGGGAUGGAAGGUUGUGAGAUGGUAUUAAGCGGCCCAAUGGAUGAGUGUGAUUUGGGAAUCUGGUUUGUCCUUGAGGGAGCUGCCUUACCAAAAGUGUGCAGUUCCACCUUCUGUGAUCAAGAAUUGCUCGACUUUUUGAACGAAGCUCUUGAAGAGAACCUAAAGCUAAACAAACCGAAUAUUAUGCCAACAUGUGGCUCCUGCAGCAUUGACUCCCCUGUAGACAUCUUAUCUCAGAUUUGCAGCCUUCCCGAUGUAGCAUCUUGUUUAGUGCUGGGUAGCCGGUCAUGGUGUGACAGAACACUUGAAGGAGUUAAGUUUCAGCCAGAUUUCCCUCAAGAAUCGUUCCGCUGUGAAGUACAGGAUUCCACAUUGCACGACGGACAGCCAGACUUUCAGCUUUGGCUUCUGCACGGUGUGUUUUCUGCUCUGAAGGAGCAGAAGCAGGGGUCAGCCCUGGUGAUACCAUUAUGUUCGGCCUUCACACGUUUCACCGCUGGUCUGGUGUUUACGCUCCACCUGUGCUUCCGGUACAUCACAUUCCGUUGCUCAUCCAGUUGGCCUCCAGGUGCACUUUUGUGCAUGGAGUUCUUGCCACCAUCAGUCCUACCCCAGCUUCUGGACAUUCUUUGGGACGUGAUGGAGACAAUGAGGAAAAUCAAACCUGAGGAGGGAAGGCAGGUUUUGCAGUUUGUAUCUUUGGAGGAGCUUCUGAAAGGGUCAUUACCUCGCUUCCUGUCGUCUUUCAACACCGCUGUAGUAAGGCAGCAUCUGCAUGCUCUUAUGCAGGUUGACUAGGGCAAUUAGUUCAUUAGCCCCAGGGUGUAUAGUUUUCAGUUAAACUGUAUUGUAAUUAAGCCUUAGUUUACUCAGAUUGCAGUCAUAGCCCAGUUUACCAGUGUCAUAGAGGGUUUUUAGGUUAAGAGCGCAGACUUCCUUCGAUGUAUUAUGUUGUGUUUUGGAUUAUAAUGGGUGGUAUUAUACUGGGGAGAGAAGUUUGUUUUGAUUAUGCUGUAGAGGUUAUAUUUCUUAUAUUUAUAAGACUGCAUGUACAGUUGUACAGAAAUGUUUCUCUUAAUAUUUAUGUUUCAGUAUGUAUUAUUUUAACACCUGAAGAUGAUUUUCAGUCGUGCCUCAGUUAUUAAAACCUUUUCUUAAUGAA